Messenger RNA from Exophiala spinifera, 4704 nucleotides. RefSeq lists its product as uncharacterized. The record is from RefSeq and is a predicted model, not a curated record. Gene Ontology annotation, cellular component: cytoplasm; RISC complex; nucleus. Gene Ontology annotation, molecular function: DNA binding; ribonuclease III activity; RNA binding. Bases 1 to 4704 code for a protein of 1567 amino acids. NCBI's taxonomy places the organism in Eukaryota, Fungi, Ascomycota, Eurotiomycetes, Chaetothyriales, Herpotrichiellaceae. Gene Ontology annotation, biological process: siRNA processing. The transcript has a single exon.
AUGGGGCUACCAGAACGGAAUCCAGAGACAGAAUCUUCCGCAACCCUUCUCAUGACGCUCAUGGAUGAUUUUGCCCCGACGGACCGCCAACCGGUCUUUCAAGUGUCUCCCGAAACAGAUCUGAUGAGUUUUGACACAGAGGAGUCGGACGAUCUGGCCGAAUCAGACGAGGAGUUUCACGAUGAAUCGUCCCCGUUGAAUUCAUCCGCGGAGUUGAUCAAAGAAGCGGAUAAGGCUACGUUGAGAAGAUACAUACAGGAACAUGCCUCCAGUGAACGGCAUGAGGACUCGCCUACAUUGUCAAAGAAUGAAGAGUCGGACAGCAUCAUCGAUCGAGCCCGUGAUUACCAACAAGAACUCUUUGAACGUGCGACAGAAGAGAACGUAAUUGCUGUUCUUGACACUGGCAGUGGAAAGACCCUCAUUGCUGCCCUACUCAUUCGUCAUUUUCUGGAGCAAGAGCUUCUUGACCGACACAAUGGCAGACCGCCCAAGAUCGUCUUUUUCUUGGUCAACAGUGUUCAUUUGGCCAGGCAGCAGACGCGGUUUCUCAACAACAAUCUGCCACACAAUGUCAAGGAACUUUUUGGCGAGUCGAACGAGGACUUGUGGAGAAAAGCGGAAUGGGACAAUAUCUUUGCCCAGAAUAGCGUUGUUGUCUGUACUGCUGCUGUCCUUUACCAGUGUCUCAUGCACUCGUUCCUGAGUAUGGGUCAAAUAUCACUGCUCAUAUUCGAUGAGGCCCACCAUUGCAAGAAGAAUCAUCCAUACGCUACCAUCAUCCGAGACUUCUAUCUGAAAUGGAAGGGUGAGAAGCCGCGCAUCUUUGGCAUGACUGCAUCUCCGGUAGAUUCGAAACGCGACAUCCGUCAAGUUGCGGAAGAUCUCGAGGCUUUGUUGCAGAGCAAGAUUGUCACGACCAAAGAUGCCUCGGUUUUCGAGUUCGCUCCUAGAGCCACAGAUGUUCGUUGGACCUAUGCUCCCUCGCACAUGGACUUUGACACUGAAUUGACUUGCAAUCUCUGGCCCCUCUGCGGUUUCAUUGAAGACUUGAAAAAGUACUUUGUCUUUUCAAGAUACGCCUCAAGACAACUUGGUACUUGGGCAGCUGACCGAGUCUGGAAAUACGGUAUACCAACCUCUGCCCAUGAAGUUACGUCCAUCAUCAAACAAUUCGAACGCAGCAAAGUCUACAUGGAUGACUCCGACCCUGACAGACGACGAGCCAAACUGGAAAAGAUUCAACAAGCCAUUUCACUUGUCAGUCGGCAUUACUUUGGUCCUCCGCGGUGUGAUGUUGACGGGGAGGUUUCAGCCAAAGUCAAAUGCCUCUUCACCGAACUUGAGAGGAGAUUUUCAGAAUCUCAAUCUACUCGAGCAAUAGUCUUUGUAGAGCAAAGAUUCACAGCAUACAUUCUCUGUGACUUCUUCAAGUGUUCGGACCUACCAAAUGUGAGGCCAGGCGUCCUUGUCGGCGUCGGCGGCCAAAAGAACGCAGAAGUCAGCCAUUGGAGAGAUCAAGAAGCGAUCAUGAAACAUUUUCGCUCGGGAGACAUAAAUCUCAUCUUCGCCACUAGUGUUGCCGAAGAAGGAAUUGACAUUCCCCAGUGUAAUUUGGUUGUUCGCUUUGAUCUAUACGAGACCCCAAUCCAGUAUAUGCAGAGUCGAGGUCGAGCCCGAAUGAAGAACUCGGUGUAUGCCCACAUGAUGGAAGAAGGAAACCAAAAGCAUGAGUCUACAGUCAACUAUGCAAUCGAAAUGGAUGAAUAUAUCCGACUGUUCUGUCAGAGUCUUCCCCCAGAUCGGUUACUGGGCUCAGGAACAAGAUUGAAACGACUUAUGGCCAAAACCUUCAGCGGCAAGAGCUUUCAGACCUCGUCUGGAGCUAUUGCAAGUCAUACCAACUCGUUGUUGCUGCUUUCACGAUACGUAGUAUCAUUGGAGAAGGUCGAUGCGAGGUCCAAGGAAAUUUACGAAGAGAUUAUUGACCCAGAAAAGAGUAUGUUUCAAUACAAGGUCAUCCUCCCUGCUAGUAACGACCCACGCGCGGCCCAGGUUAAGGGGGCUUUAGGGAUGCCUCAGCCGAACAAGGUCCUGGCCAGACGAUCGGCGGCCUUCAAUUGCUGUGUCAAGCUACGAAAAGCAGAACUUCUCGAUUCAAAUCUCGACAGUGUUUUUGUCAAAGCCAAACCCCAUAACUUGAAUGCUCGUCUCGCAGUCGAUGAAAAGAAGGAUUCGUACAAGAAAAAGGUAAAGCCAGACUUCUGGCGCGAUAGUGGCGCAUGCUCUGAUAACCUGCCUACGGAGCUGUUUGUUACUCGGGUACUGCUUGGAAGUUCAUCAUCCUCUGUGGCUACGAACAGCCUACUCUUGUUCACGCGCGCCCCUUUACCUAUCAUCCCAAGUUUUCCUGUUUAUGUGGACGAAAACAUUGAGAAACCUAUCUUCUUCGACCAGAUGCAGGAACCAAUACAGGUCAACAAGGAACAACUUCAAGCGUUGACCAACUUCACUAUUUUCGGAGUGCUUAAAGAUGUAUUUCAUAAGACCUUUGUCUCAGAUCCGAGUACCAUGAGUUACUGGUUGGCUCCGCCUACAUAUACAGCAUUCAAACCUUCCUUUGAGGCCAUUGUCAACAUGGAUGAACUUAUGGUCGCAGAAAAUACCGAGCGGCGUCAAUGGGAACCAGCUACGAGUCCAGAGGAUGCGCUCAGAAAAGCUGCAGAAUGGUGCCAGGCAUUUCUCGUUGAUCCUGGCAGUGGAAGGCUUCGCUAUUUCACUGAGAACGUGGACGAUACAAAAACCAUUUGGGACAAACCCCCAGAGCCUUCGAUCAAGAUUGGCAAGAGAUUCAAAGACAGCAUCAUUGCCUUCUCUGACAGUACUUAUGGGAGGCAUCGCAAAAAUGCAACAGCUCUUGCGAGUAACUACGACCCUCAUCAACCAGUCCUGAAGGCUAAAGUUGUGGUUUCCGGUCGAAACUUUCUACAAAAGUGCAGUCCAGAACAGCGGCGCUUCGACAGUUGUAUUGUCGCACCUCAACCGUUGCAAAUUGGUCGUAUAUCGGCGGCUACGGCAGCUUUCUGUCAAUUGUGGCCGUCGAUCCUGCAUAGACUGGAAGCAUAUUUGAUCGUGCGAGAAGCUUAUGUGAAGCUUCAUCUGCCUGAAGUACCACUUGAUCUGGCCCUAGAAUCCUUCACGAUGGAGAGCAAUGCAGCUGCAGACGCGGAUGAGCCUACGUUCGAAGACGGAAGUGGUGAAGCUCGCCUACAAAAGGCACCACUGAACUACGAGCGUCUGGAAUUCAUUGGCGAUUCGCUUUUGAAAAUGAUGACGACGAUCGCCGUGUUCAAUCAUACCACGUGUAACGAGGAAGGAAUGCAUUGCAAACGUAUGGAAAUGUUGGCAAACCGUCGAUUGUGUUCCACAGCAUCAAAACCGGAGUACGAACUCUACCAGUACAUUCGUGCAGCAUCCGAGCCUCAUUGGGGCACGACGUGGUACCCAGAGUUCAUGAAGCAAGUCCCAAGUCGUUCCGAGCGCCAGAUUCUGUUGAAAGACAGUUUCAAGUCACAUGGACUAGGGAAAAAGACGAUAGCCGACGUGUGUGAAGCUACCAUCGGGGCCUGCAUCAUGGCAAGCCAGGACCUACCUACGGAAGAGAAAUUCGAUCUCGGCAUUCGCGCCAUCACCAAGCUUGUCGACGACCCUGACCAUGAACUUCAAUCGUGGAAAGACAUUAGGCCACUGUAUAAGCCUCCGACGUGGAGUUUACAAACGAACGACCCAAUCGCUACCGAUCUGGCGAGAAGUAUUGAGCAAAUUACCGGUUACAGAUUCCAGCAUCCCCGAUUGCUCCGGUCCGCCUUUACUCAUUCUUCUGAUCAGUAUUCUACAGUGCCUGAUCUACAACGGCUUGAAUUCCUGGGGGACGCCUGUCUCGACUGGGUUUCUAUCUGGUGGCUCUUUUCGAGUAAUCCAACCAGGGGCCCACAAUGGCUGACUGAACACAAGAUGGCGAUGGUGUCGAACAAAUUCCUAGCCGCGCUGGCGGUCGUACUUGGAUUCCACAGACUAAUCUACGCUACGUCGCCGGCUCUCUACGAAGAGAUAGGACAUUACUCUGCCAAAAUCCAGGAAGUGUACGAUCAAGGAACCGUGGAACGUGACUUCUGGACUCGGAUAAACUCGGGUUCUAGUCCACCAAAAGCACUGGCAGAUCUUGUCGAGAGUUACUUGGGUGCGGUGCUUCUGGACUCCAACUUCAACUUUGGGGAGAUUGAAACAUUCUUCGAGAAGCAUGUGAAAUGGUUUUUUGAGAAGAUCGAAACUUACGAUACAUUUGCAAAUCAACACCCGACGACACAUCUUUUCGCUUUGCUCCGACAAGAAUUUCGAUGUCGGGAUAGUUCACCUGUCAACCAUGAGGAAGGCAGGGUGACAACGACCAGGGGGGAUCACGACGAGGAUGAUGACGACGAUGGGGCGGGAGACCAGUCGGUCGGGGGAGUCACCGUCCACGUUGCCUGGAUGGUGCAUGGUCGUAUUGUUGCCGAAAGCAGAGGACACGGGAUCAAGUACGCCAAAACAAGAGCUAGCAAGGCUGCUCUCAAGGUACUGGGCAAACUGAGUGUCGAUGAGUUUCGCCGCAUAUGGGGAUGUGAUUGUGCGUCGAAAAGUACCAUUACAAGAACGGGGGUUUGA